AUGUGGAACGUUGAUAGUUACAGCGUGUUCUUUGUUGUCAUGGACAUCAUCCUCCUCUCACUUUCAUGUCAAGCUCAUCUGGCUCUUCUAGAAGAGGCCUACUCAUCACCAUUGAGACCAGACUCCUUAUUGUCAUUCGUUGAAGUUGGUACGGGAACUGUUCUGGAUAUCCUCCUUGCAAGUUCGGGGCCAGAUCGAUCUCAACUGCAUUGCCCUACUUGCACUCCGCUGGAAGAAUGUAGUGGUGUUGUUUCCUCAUGCUUGAACUGCUUCCUUGCUGGUGGCAUUUUGUAUUGUUUCCGGUAUGCAGUCAGCCCUGCUUUCUUCUUUGCAAAAGCACGAGGUGGGACUUGCACUCUCGUAGUCUCCGGUCCGGAUGAUUUAGUGGUUCAUCGAGCAAAAUACUUGCUCGAAAACGGAUUUGGUUGCUAUAAUGUUUUCAAGAACAUCUGUAAGGAUCUUGCAAUCUACUGCAAAAUCGGGCUGCUCAUUUUGGAUCCAUCAACCAUCGGGCACAGUGGACAAGCAAUAUCGAUCAUAGGUGGCCCUCUUGCAGCUGUGUUAUCAACUCCAUUACGCCUUGUUACUACAAACAUUUAUGGUAGAUCGAAUAAAAAAAUAGUUAGUCAAGUGAACGAGUUUUGCUCACCUUAA
This is a messenger RNA of Hibiscus syriacus, 654 nucleotides long. RefSeq lists its product as uncharacterized. The transcript is spliced from 2 exons. Lineage: Eukaryota; Viridiplantae; Streptophyta; Magnoliopsida; Malvales; Malvaceae. The coding region runs from base 1 to 654 and encodes 217 amino acids. The record is from RefSeq and is a predicted model, not a curated record.